AUGGCGACGGCGGCGAGAUCAUCAUCCAUCCUCCGUCGUUCGCUCCUAUACGUUCCCGCCUCCUCCCAAAAUAUGCUCUCCAAAUCCUUGGGCCUGGCAUCUGACAACAUCACGUAUGAUUUGGAAGACUCCGUCACUCCGGCGCUCAAGCCCACGGCCCGCGACAGUCUCAGGGCGCACUUCACCAACUUGAAGACCCGUCCCUCGUCCGUAUCCGAACUUGCCGUUCGCAUUAAUGCCGUACCCACGCCCUUCGCCCUCCAGGACCUGACUGCUCUCGCGUCCGCCCCGCUCGUGGACGCCGUUGUUGUGCCCAAGGUUGAGUGCGCGGCUGACCUGACCUUUGUAUCUGAUGUUCUCCGUCACGUCGCACCGGAGCGCCACGCAAGUGGCUCUGGUAACCCAAUCAAGAUCAUCGCCCUCAUCGAAUCCGCACGGGCUGUCAUGGAUCUCGGUGGCAUAUGCAAGGCCACGCCGUACCUCAGCGGUCUCAUCUUUGCGGCCGAGGACUUUGCUCUCGAUCUUUCCAUCACCCGUACGCCCUCCUUAACCGAGUUUCUAUUCGCUCGGUCCGCCAUCGUCACGGCAGCGCGAGCAGCCGGCUUGCCCAGCGCCAUUGACCUGGUAUGCACGUCCUACAAAGGUGAUGAGGGGCUCCAGACGUUGCGGGACGAGAGCGCCCAAGGCAAAUCAAUGGGCUUCAACGGGAAACAAUGUAUCCAUCCCAGUCAGGUCGAGGUCGUUCAGGCCAUCUUUGCCCCGGCACCCGACGAGGUUGAAUGGGCAGUCAGGAUCACCACAGCCGAUGAAAAGGCGGCUGCUUCUGGUCGGGGGGCUUGGACGCUCGAUGGCAAGAUGAUUGACGCCCCCGUCGUGGGUAAAGCACACGCCAUCACUGCCAAGGCCGAGCAGUGCGGCUUCGACGUGCAUGACCUGCGAAACAAGUGGAAAGAUCAGGAGCCUGAGUGA
This is a messenger RNA of Hirsutella rhossiliensis, 969 nucleotides long. Its product is annotated as hpcH/HpaI aldolase/citrate lyase family domain-containing protein. Lineage: Eukaryota; Fungi; Ascomycota; Sordariomycetes; Hypocreales; Ophiocordycipitaceae. The record is from RefSeq and is a predicted model, not a curated record. Bases 1 to 969 code for a protein of 322 amino acids. Gene Ontology annotation, biological process: oxaloacetate metabolic process. The transcript has 2 exons. Gene Ontology annotation, molecular function: catalytic activity; magnesium ion binding.